Hyposmocoma kahamanoa is the source of this 1022-nucleotide messenger RNA. RefSeq lists its product as uncharacterized. Lineage: Eukaryota; Metazoa; Arthropoda; Insecta; Lepidoptera; Cosmopterigidae. Bases 464 to 955 code for a protein of 163 amino acids. The transcript has 6 exons. The record is from RefSeq and is a predicted model, not a curated record.
AGCUGAAAACCGAGCCAGGCCCUUGAACGAUAGGGCCAGUAUUUUGGCAACCUUUCGCAAUCACUAUCUAGGCUAGGCACGGAAGCUGCGUUUGCGCAAGGGGCACAGGAUGUACGCGCGUGGGCCUAUCUACGUCCGGCCAAUCGCGCGGAUCCGACAUUACGCCAAAGAACUUAUGAGUCGAUUCAGAUACCGUUUCUGUUGGAACUGCAGAUGUCAAAACGAGUACCACGAUGUGCACAAUAACUUCAAUGGCCCUGACACAGUUAAAUCGAUAUUUAACAAAGCUGUCACAAUUUACACGAAGAACCUAAAUCAAUAGGGCCAAGAUAUUGAUAGCUGAAGUCAUAAGUGCAUUGAAAACGUUCGACACCAUUUUAAUAAUAAUAUGAAAAUUGUAUAAAAUUUCAAAUUGGUAACAUACUUUCUAACAUUACACUGGUAUGUAACUCUCGAAGCCAACAUGCGGGAAAAGCAACCGUCAAUAGACCCUUACAAUAAAAUGCCCAUGAAUCCGGCUUGCAUCAAAGUAUGCUCCAAAGAGGAAUACUGGAAGAGAGUCCGAGGCAUCAAGCCACCAAAACCUCCACUUCCACACAUAGGACACGGCAAAAUUAUCUACCUGGUUAAAGCUGGCAUCCUGGCCGGGUCGCUGUAUUGGACUGUGCGACAGGGAGUGUGGGGCGAUCAACAGGACGUCACAGAAACCAUGCGGCGUUGGCAAGAGUACAUCCGAAGCAUUAACACGAGACGCCCCCCUGCGUUCGACAAAUGCGGCAAUGUUAUUUUAAAAGAGCAAGACAGCAUUAUUUCGCCAAUAUAUGCCCUUUACAAGAGCUUCGUCACCAAUAUUUUUUCAGGUAUAUACAAGUUUCCAGUUGUAAUCAAGUGUAUGUACAUCGACUAUCUAAACGAGUUAGAGAAAAACCGCCGAGAUGCAAAGGCCAGACGAUAAGGAACAGCUGCCAAUCGUACCAACAAAUAAAUUUGAUACAACUUGUCCUAUUUUUUCGGAAUCUACU